Molecule: messenger RNA, 2887 nt
Organism: Tribolium castaneum (red flour beetle)
Lineage: Eukaryota; Metazoa; Arthropoda; Insecta; Coleoptera; Tenebrionidae
Gene: l(2)gd1
Product: lethal (2) giant discs 1
Exons: 8
Coding region: 210-2579 (789 amino acids)
Biological process (GO): regulation of transcription by RNA polymerase II
Cellular component (GO): nucleus
Molecular function (GO): RNA polymerase II cis-regulatory region sequence-specific DNA binding; DNA-binding transcription repressor activity, RNA polymerase II-specific
Source: RefSeq, a predicted model, not a curated record
AAUUAAAAAUUUUCAAAUGUUAACCAAUAAAAUCGAAAGAAGUGACGUCCAGUUGAGUGGUUGAGUCAUUUACGAAUUCAACGAACAAUUUUAACAAAUUAAGUUCAAAACGAUUGUAAUGUGAAGCCACUAUCUCAUAAACACAUUCACAGCAAUUUGUGUGGGUUCUAACCUUGGUAACAGUUUUGCGUUAUUGCGUGAAUUCAACAAUGUUUGGGGCUAAGAAAAGCGAGAAAACAAAGCGGGACCAUUCCGGGAGGAAUUUGUCACAGUAUGGGUUGUUUGAUGUAUCAGCUGAUUUUAACCUAGACGGGGGGCUAAUGGACGGUGGUCUCGACAAUGAGAAUGAUAGUGAUUUGGAAGCCGAAUUGGCGGCGUUGACUCAAGGGGGCGGCGGCAAACCCAAACGUCCCCCAAGGAAGAAGGUUCCUGAUGCGGAUUUAGACGCAAUGGUUGCUGAAAGUAUGAAGGAUAUACCUUCAGACGAGGAGCUGUCAGGGGAUGACGAUGAUCCAGAACUCUUAAAUGAGCUAAGCAACAUUGCGGGAGACACACCCGAAAAAGAAGAGGAGGAUCAACCAUCGCCGGCAAGGUCACCUGAGGGGUCCAGCGACAUAGUGAAGCUUUUAAAUGACCGAUUAAAAAUGUACGAAGAAGCAGAAAAAAACGCUAAAGCUGCCGGUGAAUCAAGCAGGGCAAGACGAUUUGGCAGAGGCUUGAAAACCCUCAAGGACUUAAUAAAACAAGCGAACGCCGGCCGACCCAUUAACAACGACGACAUUCCUCCCGAAGUUAGCACUGGAGUGAAAAAACCCCCAGCCACCGACGACACAACCGAUUCGCCGCCGCAGCCCUCAAGGGCUGCUCCUCCAGUUCCUGUACAAUCUGACCCCGAACCUGAACCAGAACCCGAAAAAACCCCUGAAGAAACACCCCAAGUAGACCCCCAACUAAUCCACUUGCUUACGGAACGAAAAAAUCAAUACAAAAUUGCCGCCCUCAAAGCCAAAAAAUCAGGCGAUAACGCCACUGCCAUUAGUUACAUAAAAAUAGCCAAACAGUUUGAAACGGUCAUCGCAGCGGCCCAAAGCGGCCAACCAGUCGACUUAUCUCGCAUGCCAGGACCGCCCCAAGAGCCGGUCGAAAAAGUCGAAGAAAAUAAAACCCAGAAUGAUAGCGUUCCUCAGAGUGACGAACCCGAGGCUGACGAAACGCUGAUAACAGCUUCGUCAGUUGAGGAAGCUUUAGAACAACGACUGGCCGUGUAUAAGAAACAAGAAGAGUCGGCCAAGGAACAAGGCAAUGCGAGUAAAGCCAGACGAAUGGGUCGGAUUGUGAAACAGUAUGAGCAAGCCAUCAAGGCGCAUAAAGCGGGGAAGCCGAUUCCUGUUGACGAGUUACCGACUCCUCCAGGCUAUGCCCCGAUUCCGGUUCCGGGAAGUGAAGCUCCGAAACCUACACCCGCUGCACCGGAGCAACCGCCCAGACCUAAAACAUCUCCAAAAACACAGCCCUCCACUUCACAAUCGACGAGAAUUUCAGGAAAUCAUGUUCCAAAUUCACGAGCCGACAAGCAAUUGGUUCUUCUUCUCGCAAAACAGAAACAGUUCAAAGAAGCGGCGCUUGCCGCCAAACGAAAGGGCGAAAUAGAUCAAGCCAAGGAGUACCUAAGAACUGCGAAAGGUUUUGACCCCCUUAUUGAUGCAGCGAGCUGUGGUCUUCCGGUGGAUUUAUCCACUUUGCCGGUAUCGCCCUCUGCCAAGUCACAAUUAGACAACGAAUACGAAAUGGUGAUGGCUGACGAGUGUAGCGAAGAUGAUAACUCCAACACGGACGUCAUUGCGAGACUUGAAAACCAAUUAACUAAACAGUUGAAAAUGUGUCUGAGUACCCGUGACCACCAUAAAGCCCUUGGUGAUGUCGCUGGGACAAAUCGUUUUGAAAGAUUGGCCUUAAACGUUACGAAAGAUUUGGAUAUUGUGAGAUUAGCACGGAGGACUCCAGGUGCGGGGGUUCCGAAAUUCCAUUACGAGAAUAGAGAUUUUUCAAUCGUGAAAAGUUUCACGGAAUUGGGCGAAAACGAUCUAGAAUUAACCAUUGUUAGAGGGAUAAGCUACACUUGCAGUAAUCCGAAAGAGAUUGAUACGUAUGUUAAGUUUGAUUUUCCAUAUCCUCAGGAUGAACCGUUUAGUCAAAGAACAGCCACUGUCAAAGACACAAACAGUCCGGAAUACAACGCCACUUACACAAUACCCAUACAAAGAAAUGCAAGAGUCUGCCAGAGGGUGUUCAAAAGGCAGUCUGUCAAGUUUGAGGUUUACUCUAAGGGCUGCUGGUGCGCUAGCGACUUUGCUUGUUGUUUCAGCGGUUUCUUUCGUGGAGAUACGUUAAUUGGUACUGCCACAGUCAAAUUACAACCACUGGAAACUCAGUGUGAAUUGCACGAUAGUUUUGAUUUGUUGGAAGGAAGGAAAAAAAUUGGAGGCAAACUAGAAGUCAGAAUGAGGCUUCGACAUCCCAUCGUUAAUCAGCAAGUCGAGCAAUUGCAUGAAAAGUGGCUUGUUAUUGAUAAUGUUUAAAGAUUAAUUACCUUCGUGUUGAAAAAAGUGGAAUAUAUUUUAUUAUAACGUACGUAGCUUUAAGCUAGCCUUAUAAUGGUGAUGCAAUUUGUGUAUUUAAUAACCACUGUAUUUUUGUGAUUUUUUAUUAUGUACUCCAUAAACUAGAUAUAUCUUUAAAAUUGAUUUUUAUUUUAAUAAUGUUUUUGUUUUCAUUAGGUUUUUUUGCUCAAUGUGCAUCAACACUUAAGGCCCCAGUCGUGCUUCUUUAGAUACAUAUAUUUUUAGUCUGUAUAAUAAACACAGAAAUAAAGUUGUUGAAUUUUCAA